Molecule: messenger RNA, 2636 nt
Organism: Perca fluviatilis (European perch)
Lineage: Eukaryota; Metazoa; Chordata; Actinopteri; Perciformes; Percidae
Gene: parp12a
Product: poly (ADP-ribose) polymerase family, member 12a
Exons: 14
Coding region: 126-2228 (700 amino acids)
Molecular function (GO): NAD+ poly-ADP-ribosyltransferase activity; metal ion binding
Source: RefSeq, a predicted model, not a curated record
UUAUUUUGGGAACAUUUUUUUAAGUUUCAGUUUCAUUUCUCUGUAACCAGGCGUCGCUAGAGCUGUGAUAGCUUGUACUCAGUCUAGUCCAGCAGUGUAGGUGACAAGGCGAAACUCAUUUCAGAAUGACUUCUGUCAUCUCUAAAUUUGUCAUCAAGACUCUGUGCGACCAUCAGGGUUCUUUGGACUUUAAGUGCCUGGAUGAGAAGAUCGCACAGAGUUUCACUGUUGCGGAAGCAGUCCUGCGGACUGUUCUAUUCGACGACGGUAAAAUAGCUAUUCAAGAAGGCAGACAGAAGGUCGUCGGUAAUCAAAUAGUCAGCCCGGACAGUCUGAUAGUGGCUAAAACCAGUCUGCGGCUCUGUCAGAAAAAACCAGGAGAGUGUCCACAGUGCGAUGGGUUACACCUGUGCAGGUAUUUCGUCUGCGGAGACUGCACGUUCGGACUCAAGUGUAAAAAUCCCCAUAGUCUGGCUUCUCCAUACAAUGCAGAGCUUUUGAAAAGAUAUGGUCUUCACGAUUUGACGGAGAAACAGCUGUUCCAGCUGUUACUGCAGAAUGAUCCAUAUCUGCUUCCCGAGAUCUGCCCACAUUACAACAAGGGCGAUGGUUUGCACGGUUCCUGCAAGUUCACCACAUCCUGCAGCAAGCUUCACAUAUGCCAGCACUUUCUCCAAGGUGACUGUAAGUUUGGCUCUUCCUGUAAGAGAACCCACAAUGUUGAAACGCAUGGAACGAAGCUUCUGCGAGGAUUCAGUCAGGAGAAUAUCAAAAACCUUCUUGAGAUCUACAGAAAUAAAUUCAUCGUCAUGGGUCAACAGGAGAGACGAGCUACUGCUGUUCCUGCCCUGCCCAAGGUGAGAACCCCCACUAAGCAGACUUCCCACAACAACCCCGAAUCUCCCACUAGGUCUGCUUGUCCUUUUAAACCCACGAGCGAUGCUGACAGGAAUGAAAUCUGCCUCUUCUUCAUUCGCAGACACUGCAGCUUCAAAGAGAAGUGUGUUCGUGUCCAUUGGCACCUGCCUUACAGAUGGCAGAUGUUAGCCAGUUAUGGUGAGACCUGGAAGGACCUGGAAAAUAUGGAAGAAAUUGAGAAGACCUACUGCGACCCAUAUAAUGACACAAGCUGCAUUGAUUCCCCAUCGCCCACCUACGGGAUUUUCAGAUUUCUGUCUUUACAAAGCUCUGCAUCCCCCGUUGUGCAAUCCGUCGACUUCAGGACGAUGAAAUGCGGGGGGUCUCCAGUUCGUCGCCUGUCCACCGCCUCCUCUGUCUCAAAGCCCCCUCACUUCAUUCUUACGACCCAGUGGCUGUGGUACUGGAAGGAAGACAGCGGGCAAUGGCAGGAAUAUGGACAGGGUGAUGGUGAUGUACCAGCCUCUGUCACUUCUCAAACUCUGGAGAAUGUCUACCUGGCAGACAGAGAUACAGAGAUUCCCUUUGGUGCUGGCAAACAGCAGUAUAUCCUCCACUUCAAAGGUGAACCGGGAACAGAGCAGAUGUAUCAGCAGAAUGUAAAAUUCAAAACCAAGAGAGAGGUCAGAAGGAGGCCUCGCUUUGUGUCUACUCUUGAUGUGGAGGUGAAGCUAAAGAGUGUGUCGUCAAACAGCUCCAGCUCCUCCACUGCUGAAUGUUUCCCAUCCCACUGGGACAAGACUGCCCAACCGGAUUUCGGAUACAAGCUCGUACAUCUCUCCAAAUCUGCGAAGGAGUAUAUUAUGAUUGAGCAGCUGUUUAAGCGCACCAUGCCCCAGGGUAAAAUUAACAGCAUCCAGAGGAUCCAGAACCCCUCUCUGUGGAAAGUCUUUCAGUGGCAGAAAGAGCAGAUGAAGGGGAGGAUCGGAGGGAAAGCUGUGAACGAGCAGUACUUGUUCCACGGGACAGAUGAGUCCCUGAUUGAGGCCAUCUGUGAGCAAAACUUUGACUGGAGAAUGUGUGGUGUCCACGGCACGGCCUACGGCAAAGGGAGCUACUUUGCCAGAGAUGCGUCCUACUCAGACCGAUAUGCCAGGGUCAAAGGAACCCUGAACAAGAUCAUGUUUGCUGCUCUGGUCCUGGUGGGGGAGUAUACCAGAGGAAGAAGAAACUAUGUCCGGCCCCCGUCAAAAGUAAACAGCACAACCCUCUACGACAGUUGUGUUGACAGCGAGAGCGAUCCCAGCAUCUAUGUUGUGUUUGAAAAACAACAGAUUUAUCCAGAGUAUCUAAUCAAGUACUCGUCCUAGAGUGCUUGACGACUUCAACUCAAGAGGAACCUGCACAAAGAAAAGGAUACCAUAUAUGUCUUUAGUGUUGAAAGUGUCCGACCCACCUUGGUCUCAGAGCAGGCCACAAUGCUGAACCUGCGGAACAGACGAACUAGAGCCAUUUUGAUUUCCAGCUGGGCGAGCCUCAUUCCCACACAGUUUCGGGGACCGGCCCCGAACGGCAGGAGGACGACAAGUGCAUGGUCCAAUGGAAGACAACAAGGGUUAAAGGUGAUUAAAUGUCCAUGAGACUGACCUGCUCAGGAGGCUGCUCCUCUCUCUGCUUGAUGAUCCUCUGAAUGCUGUGGAUGAAGAACUGAUUCAUCUGGUCUCGUCUUUUGUUGGGGAUAAGUCUCGCCAGAGGAGCCAUGAUGAAUGGAAAAGCAA